Chionomys nivalis (European snow vole) is the source of this 1395-nucleotide messenger RNA. It is a transcript of the gene Gck, whose product is annotated as glucokinase. Lineage: Eukaryota; Metazoa; Chordata; Mammalia; Rodentia; Cricetidae. Gene Ontology annotation, cellular component: cytosol; mitochondrion. Gene Ontology annotation, molecular function: ATP binding; D-glucose binding; fructokinase activity. The coding region runs from base 1 to 1395 and encodes 464 amino acids. Gene Ontology annotation, biological process: intracellular glucose homeostasis; glucose 6-phosphate metabolic process; regulation of insulin secretion. The transcript has 10 exons. The record is from RefSeq and is a predicted model, not a curated record.
AUGGCUACGGACACUACAAGGAGCAGAACGCAGUUGACUCUGGUAGAGCAGAUCCUGGCAGAGUUCCAGCUGCAGGAGGAAGACCUGAAGAAGGUGAUGAGGCGGAUGCAGAAAGAGAUGGACCGUGGCCUGAGACUGGAGACCCACGAGGAGGCCAGUGUAAAGAUGUUGCCUACCUACGUGCGUUCCACCCCAGAAGGCUCAGAAGUUGGAGACUUUCUCUCCUUAGACCUGGGAGGAACCAACUUCAGGGUGAUGCUGGUGAAGGUGGGAGAAGGGGAUGCAGGGCAGUGGAGUGUGAAGACCAAACACCAGAUGUACUCCAUCCCCGAGGACGCCAUGACGGGCACCGCAGAGAUGCUCUUUGACUACAUCUCCGAGUGCAUCUCUGACUUCCUGGACAAACACCAGAUGAAGCACAAGAAACUGCCCCUGGGCUUCACCUUCUCCUUCCCUGUAAGGCACGAAGACAUAGACAAGGGCAUCCUGCUCAACUGGACCAAGGGCUUCAAGGCCUCCGGAGCUGAAGGGAACAACAUCGUAGGACUUCUCCGAGAUGCUAUCAAGAGGAGAGGGGACUUUGAGAUGGAUGUGGUGGCAAUGGUGAAUGACACAGUAGCCACGAUGAUUUCUUGCUACUAUGAAGACCACCGGUGUGAGGUUGGCAUGAUUGUGGGCACUGGCUGCAACGCCUGCUAUAUGGAGGAGAUGCAGAAUGUGGAGCUGGUGGAAGGGGAUGAGGGGCGCAUGUGUGUCAACACGGAGUGGGGUGCCUUCGGGGACUCAGGCGAGCUGGAUGAGUUCCUGCUGGAGUAUGACCGAAUGGUGGACGAAAGCUCAGCGAACCCCGGUCAGCAACUGUACGAAAAGCUCAUUGGUGGAAAGUACAUGGGCGAGCUGGUUCGACUUGUACUGCUCAAGCUAGUGGACGAGAAUCUUCUCUUCCGUGGGGAAGCCUCUGAGCAGCUGCGCACACGUGGUGCCUUCGAGACCCGUUUUGUGUCGCAGGUGGAGAGCGACUCGGGCGACCGCAAGCAGAUCCACAACAUCCUGAGCACUCUGGGGCUUCGGCCCUCGGUCACCGACUGCGACAUUGUGCGCCGAGCCUGUGAGAGCGUGUCCACGCGUGCCGCUCACAUGUGCUCAGCGGGACUAGCGGGAGUCAUAAAUCGCAUGCGCGAAAGCCGCAGUGAAGACGUGAUGCGCAUCACGGUGGGCGUGGAUGGCUCUGUGUACAAGUUGCACCCUAGCUUCAAGGAGCGGUUCCACGCCAGUGUGCGCAGGCUGACACCCAACUGCGAAAUCACCUUCAUCGAAUCAGAGGAGGGCAGCGGCAGGGGAGCAGCCCUGGUCUCUGCGGUGGCCUGCAAGAAGGCCUGCAUGCUGGGCCAGUGA